Suillus plorans is the source of this 558-nucleotide messenger RNA. RefSeq lists its product as uncharacterized. The coding region runs from base 1 to 558 and encodes 185 amino acids. Lineage: Eukaryota; Fungi; Basidiomycota; Agaricomycetes; Boletales; Suillaceae. The transcript is spliced from 7 exons. The record is from RefSeq and is a predicted model, not a curated record.
AUGUCAUACUUUGUUACUGAAGCAUGGACCAAGGGUACAGUGUCUGGGAGAGUUCGAUAUUGCGACAUUCUUAUUCUGGCAGUCGGACUCUUGAUGGUGGGACAUUCCGUCUCGAUAAAUGGUUUAGCUACUCGCUGGGCCAAUCAUUUCGGGUGCAGUCACGAAUUAAAGAGUCAUCCGGCUCCUAGCUGGGUUCAAGCAGCAGCUAAAACUAUGUUCUCGACAUGCGCCCGCCAGGAAUUUUUAACUUCGGCAAGUUCUGCAGAACUGCAACAGAAAGAGCUUCUGGGGGCCUGGCUGAGGCAAUAUUAUUACUACGCUCUCUUAGGCACUGCUCCGAUCACCGAACUGCCCACCUGCCACUAUCAGCAUUCAUUGGUUUGGUUUGGUUGGUCACCUGGAGUCAAUUCCUCAAUUUUAGGCGGCCAAAAUUAUGGUUCAAAUUAUCGAAAGCUUGCUAUAGAGUUUCGUUCCUCCAAUUUCCUGCAAGGUCUCGACAAUAACAUGUUCGUAACCGACGAGGAUGCUGGCAUGCUUGCGCGAGAAGUACAAGAUUAA